CCGCGCCGUCCGGCCGCCCGCCGUCCGGGCGCGCCCGCCGCCCCUUCGCCCCGUUCCGCCGGUAUGGAGCGCCCGGCCGCGGCCUGCCCGCUGCUGCGGGAUCUGCCGCCCGGGCUGGCGCUGGGGCCGUCGCUGUCCCGGCCGCGGGGGACCGGCGUGUGGUGCGUGGGCCGGGCCCUGCCGCCCGGGGAGCCGCUGGGGCCGCCCGGGGAGGCGGCGGCGGGCUGGGUGAGCCUGGUACAGCGGAGCCCCGAAGAGGCCGAGGCCAACGUGGCGCUGGGCUGGGCGGGCGGCCGGCGGCAGCUGCGGGCGCGGCGGCCCAUCGCGGCGGGCGCGGAGCUGCUCUACUGGCCCCAGGAGCUCCGCGGGGCCGCGGCGGCGGAGCGGCGGCCGGAGCGCGGCGAGGGGACGGCGGCGGCGCGGGACGCCGGGCCCAGGGCCGCCCCCGGCGGGACGGCGGAGUCCCCCGCAGGGGAUCCUGCUGUCUCCAAGGCAGUAGCUGAUGAAGCCUCAGUCCUAGAUGCCCCUGCUGCGGUUAGCAGGCCUGCCACCAAACAUUUCCACAGGCUGCAAGAUGAGGAAAGCACAGCUUCUGAACGUGAGCUGUGGCAAACUGAGGUGCUGAGGGCUGAAAACCGGCACUUUGAGACCAUCUCAACCGUUAAGGUCAACGGCAGGUGCAAGGAAGAAUCUGACAAGGGUGUGGAUCCCGGAUCUGCAGCAGAAAACGUGGAGAUGGGGCAUAAAGAAGCAUAUCCAGGAGACGUGGAUCUGUUGGCACCCUUAAGCAGGGUUCAACUCGGUGCUCCCUUGGUUGGCAAGCCAUGCAAGGUGCAUACUCUGGCCAUCCAGCUCCAGAAUUGCCUGCAAGACUGCAAUGGUGGGACAGCUGGGCAGGAAUCCCAGCAGCCCAGUCCUUCCAAAGGAGAGAGUGUAGAGACUUGUGAGAAAGAGAGCAAAGCUUCCAAAGACUCCAGACUGGCAUCCCCAGAGCAUGGGGGGAAGGGCCCACUGGAGGGGCCAGAGGAGUAUACGGAGCUGGUGGGGGGUCAUUCUGGCAGCCCAGGCGCCCCACCAAAAGCUCCGGCCCAGAAAGAGAUGAUCAAGCGCAGGUACCGCUGUGGGGAGUGUGGUAAAGCCUUCCUGCAGCUCUGCCACCUCAAGAAGCACCGUUUUGUCCACACUGGCCACAAGCCCUUCCUGUGCACAGAGUGUGGCAAGAGCUACAGUUCAGAGGAGAGCUUCAAGGCCCACGUGUUGGCCCACCGGGGCCUGCGGCCCUUCCAGUGCACCCAGUGUGACAAGGCUUACUGCACCAAACGGGACUUGCAGGAGCACUGGGUCCUGCACACCGGCCAGCGCCCCUUCUCCUGUGAGCAGUGUGGCAAGGCCUUUGCACGCCGCCCCUCUCUCCGCAUUCACAGGAAGAUCCACCUGGCCACUGGGACUGGCCCAGCUGGUCCCAAGGGAUGCCAGUGUGCCAUAUGUGGACGCUACCUGGCCAACCCUGGCUCCUUGCGCAACCACAUGCGCCUGCACACGGGGGAGCGCCCUUACGCUUGUCCUUACUGCGGCAAGGACUUCCGACAGCAGAGCAACCUGCGCGAGCACCUCCGGCUGCACACAGGAGAGAAGCCCUACAAGUGCCGCUUCUGCGGCGACGCCUUCCCCAAGCUGCCAGAGCUGCGGCGACACCUCAUCUCCCACACAGGCGAGGCCCACCUGUGCACCGUGUGCGGCAAGGCGCUGCGGGACCCCCACACGCUGCGUGCUCACGAGCGCUUGCACACAGGCGAGCGCCCUUUCCGCUGUGAGCAGUGUGGCAAGUCCUACACCCUGGCCACGAAGCUGCGGCGCCAUCAGAAAUCCCACCUGGCUGGCAAGCCCUACAAAUGCGAGCUCUGUGGCAUGGGCUACACCCUUCCCCAGAGCCUUGCACGCCAUGUUCUGACUCACAAGUUGGAAAAAGACCCUCAGGAACUUGCCACUGCAGUGGCCCCGCUUGCUGUGGUUCUACCCCAGGCAGCAAGGAAAGAGCAUCAGAGGAAGGCCUGCCAGGAAGAGGUUGCAGCAGAGCCCACCUUGCUCAUGGUGGAGGUGCCGGGACCAGCGAAUGAGUCUGAGCUGCUGAUCACAGCCAGUGGUCACUGCGUUGCUACUUACCCAUCUCAAAGCAGCCCCCCAGAUCCUGGGGCACAUGGGAGGGCCGCUGGACAUUUGCCAUCAGCAGAGGACAUCAUUGAAAUCACCAUCUCCAAGCAUGAGGACAAAUGCAUUAUAGUGCAGGAUGAGGGCUCACUGAGUGAUGUGGUCAUCAUCCAGGAGGGGGUGGGCUUUGGAGCAGUGGCAGAAGUGGUGGAGGUCGAGACUGGGACCUGACUGACUAUCCCAGCCUGCCCUGGCUGAUCUUCUGUACUUAUUAAAGUGGGGUAAAAAAAACCAACAAAAAACCUA
This is a messenger RNA of Falco peregrinus (peregrine falcon), 2454 nucleotides long. RefSeq names its product zinc finger protein 408 (gene ZNF408). Gene Ontology annotation, cellular component: nucleus. Gene Ontology annotation, molecular function: RNA polymerase II transcription regulatory region sequence-specific DNA binding; protein binding; DNA-binding transcription factor activity, RNA polymerase II-specific. The transcript has 3 exons. Bases 64 to 2379 code for a protein of 771 amino acids. NCBI's taxonomy places the organism in Eukaryota, Metazoa, Chordata, Aves, Falconiformes, Falconidae. The record is from RefSeq and is a predicted model, not a curated record. Gene Ontology annotation, biological process: regulation of transcription by RNA polymerase II.